This is a messenger RNA of Phalacrocorax carbo (great cormorant), 3676 nucleotides long. NCBI's taxonomy places the organism in Eukaryota, Metazoa, Chordata, Aves, Suliformes, Phalacrocoracidae. The record is from RefSeq and is a predicted model, not a curated record.
CACCAGCCGACGCCGCCGCUCCCCCUGCGGCAGCGCGCAGCGCUCGGCCCACGGCCCCGGCGGCGCGGUGCGGUACGGCGCGGUGCGGUGCGGGGACCCACGGGCACCCCACGGGCCAUGCGGACGCUCCCCGCGGGCGGCGGCCCGUGACGAGGGCGGCGGCGCGGGGCGGGGCGGCGCGGUCAGAUGCGGCGGCGGGGCGGCGGCGGGGCGCUGCGGCGGCGGGGCGGGCAGGAUGCACCAGAAGCUGCUGCGGAGCGCGCACUACAUCGAGCUGGGCAGCUACCAGUACUGGCCCGUGCUGGUGCCCCGCGGCAUCCGCCUGUACACCUACGAGCAGAUCCCCGUCUUCCUGAAGGACAACCCCUACAUCACCGACGGCUACCGGGCCUACCUACCCUCCCGCCUCUGCCUCAAGAGCCUCUUCAUCCUCUCCAACGAGACCGUCAACAUCUGGAGCCACCUCAUCGGCUUUGUCCUCUUCUUCACGCUGGGCAUCUACGACCUGACGGCCGUCCUGCCGGCCGCCGGCGCCUCCCGGGAGGACUUUGUCAUCUGCUCUGUCUGCCUCUUCUGCUUCCAGGUCUGUAUGCUUUGCUCAGUAGGAUAUCAUCUUUUCUGUUGUCACCGCUCAGAGAAGACCAGCCGACGAUGGAUGGCAUUAGAUUAUGCAGGAAUUUCCAUCGGUAUCCUGGGCUGCUAUGUGUCAGGCGUGUUUUAUGCAUUUUAUUGUAAUAACUACUGGCGUCAGGUAUAUUUAAUCACUGUGCUGGCAAUGAUCUUGGCAGUAUUUUUUGCUCAGAUUCAUCCCAGUUACCUCACACAACAGUGGCACAGACUGCGCUCCAUCAUCUUUUGCUCAGUGUCUGGAUAUGGAAUUAUCCCCACUAUCCACUGGGUUUGGCUCAAUGGCGGCAUUGGUGCAUCUAUUGUACAGGAGUUCACUCCGCGUGUAGUUGUCAUGUACUUCAUCGCUGCUGUAGCUUUUCUCUUCUAUAUUUCCAAAGUUCCAGAAAGAUACUUCCCAGGACAGUUGAACUACCUCGGCUCGAGUCACCAAGUAUGGCAUAUCCUUGCAGUGGUGAUGCUGUAUUGGUGGCACCAGUCCACAGUGUACAUCAUGCAAUACCGACACAGCAAGCCCUGUCCUGAGUAUAGCGCAGGCCUGUGAGUGAAGAGGCACUGCAAGGAAAUACCUGACUUUGAGGGCCUGGACCUUACCUAAUAAGCUGAGUUAUGAAGUUAAGCACUGAGGCCAUUCCUUUUCUGACUUCUGGACUGUUAUCUACUUGUUGGGACAGUAUAUUAUUAGGAGUUUUGAAAAAAACCAACAGUGUUGCCCAGGAUCUGACAUCCCUUUCCUGUUCUACAAUGAAGUACAAAACAGGUCUUCCUGGCGUGGGACAAGGCAAAGGUGGGCUGUAAAACUCCGCAUUCGGAUCACAGCAGUAUUUUUACCUUGCUUGGUAAACAGGAACAAUAGUAGUAAGGUCCCUUGCUGAGCUAAUGGACCCAUAUACCAGGUUUUCAGGUUUUGUUCAAGUGCAAAAUUAAGAAACCGCUCCCGACCGCGUGCUUGUAAAGCCAUGGUAACUGUGGGACCUGGUCUUGGAUCUAAAUCGUAGCAGAACAGUGCGUUGCAUCCUUCAGAGUCUUUGUCUGAAUGACGUGCUUACGCUUCAGCGUCAGUACCGUAACGUAUCAAACUGAAUUCAGUGGACUCCUGUACUUUUCUGGACAAACCCUUCCUUUUUCUGGAAGAUAAGAUCACAUGACAUCCACCAUAGCUAUAUCUUCCUUUCAGCUCUUAAAAAUCGCCUCCCCCAAGGUGGGUAGUGCCAUUACUUGAAGAAAUUUCUCUAGAUCCCUUCGCUAAUUUGCAAUUAGUGUUCUGAAAUAUUUCUGGAGUUACUCUAAGCCUGCGGAUUUAUGUUCGUUACUAUCUUGCAGUCAGUAGAGUUGCUAAGAAUUUUUUUAAGUUACUCUUGUUUAACAAGAUGAAAUAACACACCCUGAGUAGUGAACCUGCUCUGGAUUCCAAUCAGUGAACUUUGGCCUUUUAACCUGCAACAUGUUGUACUGUACUUGCAGACUUUGAUACUGACAAUGACUUCUCGCCGUAAGCUUGCCACAGUGAAAAGGUUGCCUUGGGUUUUAGAAUCUGUCAUGAAACCGUCUCUUACAAACUGAACAUGGGGGAGACUUGAGAUAUACAGGUCACUAGAUAGCUGUAGCUUAGUAUCCUUAGGCUCACUUGGUGCCAAUUUUUCACACAAACUUGGAAUUAUGUGGAUUUUUGGGUUAGAAUCAAUUUCAAGAGGCUUCUGUAUAGCACCUGUGCCUGUGUUAACAGUUCACUUGGGCAGCAGGAGCAAAUGCUGCUGCUUUGGGUGAUCUGGUGUCAGUGUUAGCCAGGUGGAGAUUACUCUGCCUCAAGAUGCUGUCACAACUUGAUCCCAAGUGGUUCAAGUUUGGGACCAGAGCUGCUGAAGGACACGAUGGCAUCGGCAUGGCCGCUGUUAGGAAGCGGGAGGUACCCUAACUGUUCCUGCUGGAACUACAGCUAGAAACAUUCUGUUGUGGGAUUAUAAAGUGUCCCAGCUGACCUUACUCUGACUCCCCCGUUACCUGCAGCGUGGCCUUCGAUCGUGUCCCAGCAUCUUCUCUCAUAUUUUGUAAUCAUCUGCCAGCAGCCAGCUUAAUGCACACUGACAGGGGCCUUGUAAGAUUUCAAGCCAGUUUUCUUAUCCCUGAGGCCAAGGAAGAGACAGCACUGCCCUGCAGCAGGCCAGGAAAGCCUUCAGCAACUCUGCUAAAAGCUGUAUAACACAUGAACAACCCUUCCUGAUCUGUUGGCCUGGUCAAUACUAGGCUCCUGCCUCUUUCCUCUUGUGGGGGGCUUUCCCGUGAUGGGUUUUAGCUUAUGGGGAGGGGGGAGAUGCUGGCUUCCUGCGGUGCCCUCCUUGGGGUGGACAGGCUGCUGUCCGGUCCCCCCAACGCUGCCUCCUCCCUGGGCUAAACGUGCCCAGCUUGCUCAGCCUUUCUCAUCAGGGACAUGCUAAGGAGAUGUGGAAUAGCGAUGGACACGUACUGUCAGGAACCUGAAAGGCUCCUGGGGGAUGGAGAGGGCAGGGUACUUCCCUGCCGCUAUGCUGGGGAGUAACGCAAACUGUUCCCUAAGCUCAGUGGGUGGUUUUGCAUUUUCUUCCAACUCCAGAGGCACGUAGUAGCAAGAACUGACUGUGUAUUUAACUCCCAGAUCUUUGCCCCUUUCAGUUUAAACACUGAUUAGGGCUUUCUUCAGUUGUGUGGGUGGGUUUUGCGUUGGUUUUUUUUUUUUCUUUUUUUAAAAACUUGACAGCCAAGCAAGUUCCAAGUGCACUCAUUACUACUACUGAAGCCUGACAAGGAACCUGCAAGUAUAAAAGCUUGUGUCCAGUAUUAUGUGAACAGUAAUAUUUGAAGAAUGUGUGUUUGUGUAUUGAAAGCAUACUGACUUAAUAGUUUGCUAAUGUAUUUUUUUUUAAUGUAAACUCUAACUACUGUAGCAGUUUUCACUGGAUAAGGAAACUGACUGCGAAGCUGUACAUUUUUAUUACCCUGACAAAAUUUAUCAAGCUGCAUGAUGGUUGUUUAUGUACAUACUGAACCUGUAAAUAAAUUUUAGUUCAUUGGA